GUUUUUAUUUAAAAAAAACAUUAAAUAUAUUUUUAAUUAAAAUGAGCGAGAUAAACUAGUUAUUUAUUGAUAGUUCUAUGAAAGAAUAUAAAGGUGUGGCACAUGUGUAAUAUUAGUUACCGAAAAAUCGCGGUAAUAAUGACGAAACAAAUUACAACAGUAUUAAUUGACCUCAGUGGGACGUUGCAUAUCGAUAACGCAAUUAUUCCAGGCGCUGUGCAAGCAUUAAACAGGCUACGACAAGCCAACUUGUCGAUUAAAUUUGUCACAAACACUACCAAAGAAUCAAGUAACUGCUUGUAUGAGCGUCUGACAAAACUUGGAUUUGAUUUACGAAAGGAUGAAAUCUUCAGUUCUUUAGUAGCAGCAAGAAAGUUGAUUAUUUCUCGGCAGUUAAAGCCAAUGUUAUUAAUUGAUCCAGCAGCGAUGGAAGACUUUCAAGAUUUAGUAACAGAUGAUAUACCAAAUGCAGUGGUUGUUGGCUUAGCACCAAGCAAAUUCAACUAUGAUGAGCUAAAUAAAGCAUUCAGAUUGCUUUUGAAUGGUGCGUCACUCAUAGCUAUUCAUGAAGGUCGCUAUUAUAAGCGUCCUGAUGGCUUAGCUUUAGGUCCUGGUGCAUUUAUCAAAGGUUUAGAGUAUUCCAGCAAUGUGAAAGCGGAAGUUGUUGGCAAACCAACCAUAGAAUUUUUUAAAGCAGCUUUAGGAGAUGUAGAUCCAGCACAGGCUGUAAUGAUUGGAGAUGAUGUGAGAGAUGAUAUAGCUGGUGCACAAGUAGCUGGAAUCAGAGGUAUAUUAGUACAAACCGGUAAAUACAGAACAGGAGAUGAAAAGACGAUUACUCCAGAACCAAUACAAGUAUGUAGUUCUUUUGUAGAAGCUGUCGAGAGUAUUCUUAAUAAAAUAAUUUGAAUAUUUAUUUCAUAAAGUUAUUAAGGAAAUAAUAAUAAUAGCAUUUUUUAUUCAAAUAUAUUGCUACGCAAAUGCAAGGUGGAUGAAUAUAAUCUAUUCUGUG
Messenger RNA from Camponotus floridanus (Florida carpenter ant), 1012 nucleotides. RefSeq names its product haloacid dehalogenase-like hydrolase domain-containing protein 2. The transcript has 4 exons. Lineage: Eukaryota; Metazoa; Arthropoda; Insecta; Hymenoptera; Formicidae. Bases 103 to 909 code for a protein of 268 amino acids. Gene Ontology annotation, molecular function: phosphatase activity. The record is from RefSeq and is a predicted model, not a curated record. Gene Ontology annotation, biological process: dephosphorylation.